This is a messenger RNA of Synchiropus splendidus (mandarinfish), 7738 nucleotides long. It is a transcript of the gene znf646, whose product is annotated as zinc finger protein 646. The record is from RefSeq and is a predicted model, not a curated record. Gene Ontology annotation, molecular function: nucleic acid binding; zinc ion binding. NCBI's taxonomy places the organism in Eukaryota, Metazoa, Chordata, Actinopteri, Syngnathiformes, Callionymidae. The transcript is spliced from 5 exons. Bases 621 to 4943 code for a protein of 1440 amino acids.
UGAAGACGCCUCAUCACCCCGACAGUGCUAUGCGCGGAAUGCAAGACAAGCACACUAGUCGUAGAUCAUACUUGAUGUGAUAGUCUUACCUUAAACAAGUCAACGGAAUAUCACUGCAAUGCCAAAAAAUGCGCCUCCGCACAGGACUGCAUUUGCACAACAACAAGCCGAUUGGUGUUGUGUGUUAGUGUGGGACGGCGCUAGGACCGUGAUGACGAUAGCUGCCCCGCAGCCUAGUGUGCAACCAACCAGAGCAAUGUGGAACCAGGAAUAGAAGAAGACAAUCGGGAAAAGGGGCCGACCUAUGGUUAAAAUACAUCCUCAGAACUUGCGAAUGGAUGCGCGUUUCUUGGGCUCACCGUGUGCGUUCUCAAGCCUAGCAAUAUCAGGUCUAUUUUGCCCCCCAAUUUGAGGAACUUGAGACCACUACCAUGAAGCAUCUUCCUGAAUCCCUGCUGAUCAAUCAAAAUUAUUAUAUAGAUUUUUCAUUAGAUUAGGUUAGACUGCCCUUUUUCAUCCCACAAUGGGGAAAUUCUGGAAUUAAUAAGGACCAAAGAGACAUCUAAUGCUGUUUCAUUAUCCAUUUACGAACAGUUUUUUCCAUCCAUCAUCCUGUGGUCAUGGCAGCACAGGACUGGACAUCAGGUUAUCCAUGCAAACUGUGCGACAUGGUUUGUCCAGAUAUGUCCAGUCUUCUUGAUCACAUUGAAAGCCACGAUCAAGAGGAUGAUCGCAAAUACAAAUGUGAUGAAUGUGGGCGCUGUUACCGACAUGCCAGUAGCCUUACCAACCACAAAAAGACUCAUGAUGUGGGCUCCUUUGAAUGUGACAUAUGCGGGAAAGAAAACUCCAAUGCCUCAGCUUUGAAAAGUCACAUGCGGAGCCACACGUCUCGGAAGAAGCACACCUGCUCACAGUGUGGAAAGGCUUUCCGACUGGCAUCCCAACUUGCCACACAUGAAAAGAUGCAUCUCACCAAGGAAGUAAGGUCCUAUCAGAAUGUAAACCUCGAGUCCCCUACCAUGGAAGAUGGCAGUCAUUAUGAGAAUGAGGAGUCAACCAGUGAUGUGACCGUAACAAAAAACAGCCCAGCUGUCAAGUCAGAGCUUGUUAAUACUCCACGGUCAGAGACGUCAGAUGAUGCUGGUGACCGUCCUUACAAGUGUGACUUGUGUGACAAAUCGUAUAUUCACCUGCGGAGCUUGGCAAAUCAUAAAAAGACUCAUCAGGUUGGAACGUUUGAGUGUGAGAUAUGUUUUAAAACAUUAAGUAACAUGGCUGCACUCUACAGCCACCAGAGGAGUCACAAGACUAGGAGCAGGGCAGAUCAACGUUCUCUGAAUGGCUCCUUCACUGGUCCAACCUGUGACCAGCUGUCCCCACCAAGCCCCGAGACAUCUGUUCAUUUCUGCCAUUUAUGCCAAGUAGUGUUGACCAAUGAGGAGGACUUCCAGGAACACAUUCAAAUACAUAAUUCUGCUGAACCUUGUGAAUUGGAGGAAACCAUGCCAGAUCCCCUUUCAUCUAUGGUGCCCUACAACCACAGUGUCUCCUCUCCUGACUCGGGUUCUUACACUCCACAUCUGACUAAUUCAAAUCCAUCAGAAGAGCUUCAACAUUUUGAUCUGCCACAAGAACAUACUGUAGUAAAUGGUCACCAUAAACCGCACUGUGACAACAGUGAAAGCCCUUCUUCUCAAGACAGUCAAGUAGAAGCUAAUUCUGUCGAUUCAAACAGGAACAAUCCUACGCAGAGUCAUGAUGAAACUCAAGGUGCCUCAGCAGGAGAUGAUGCCGACCGCCCUUUCAAAUGUCAAAUAUGCGGAAAGAGCUACAGACACUCUGGAAGCCUUAUCAACCACAAGAGGUCCCAUCAAACUGGGAUUUUCAACUGCCCCAUCUGCAGGAAGAGCUAUCCACACCUGGCCGCUCUCAAAGGUCACCUUCGGCUCCACAAAAGCCAGUCGCCUUAUUUUAGUGGUAGAACAGACUGGCUCUCCUCCGAACCUCUUACACAGGAACACCAUCAACAAAGUUUCUCAUCUCAAGUGGAUCUAAAGGUUGGGCUUGCUGAUGAAUGUGCGAGUCAAGAUGACAACUGUGAGGGAGAAAUGCACCAUGAGCAGUUUGGCCAGAGAUAUGCUGAGGGCCCUGCUGAGCAGCCACCUGAUGAUAAUCGGCAUGUGCAGAGGCACAUGUGUGCAGACUGCGGAGAGACGUUUGCAGAUAUUGCCGGUAUUAAGUCUCACCGUUGUCCUCUGAUGCAGCAGCAGGACUCCAACUGCAGUAAAUAUGAAGGAACCGUUGACUUCCAUCAAACCAAUGGUCACAGUGUUUAUGAAAAUCCACAGUUUGGCCAUCAGGAUGAUGUCGAUGAACAAAGUUACAUGCUUCAUGAUAAAAUGAGAAAGGAGCUUAUGAAUGAAAGUGAGGAUGAUGCAGAUCUUUAUCAUUGCUCUCUAUGUGGAAACAACUACACUAGCAUGAGGGCACUCAAGACCCAUUUAAGAGGUCACACACAGUCCCAGGAGAAUGCUGGAAGCUCCCAGCCUGUGUUGAUGGGCACCCAAGAGGAGAUGAAGGAAGACGCAGUUGGGGAGAUGAUGAUCUGCAGCACAUGUGGAGGGAGCUUUGACAACAGGCAGGACUUGAUGACUCAUCAGCAACAACACCACAGUCAGCAGGUUCAUAACAAGACCAGUGUAAAUGUUCACAGAAAACCAAGGAGGAAGAAGUCCCAGACAGUCAUCUGUGGCAGCUGUGGAAUCUUGUGCACCAGCCUGCAUCAACUCAAAAACCAUGGCUGCACACGCGCAGGAAUAAAUAAGUCUGUAGAUGUCAAACAAGAAGUCAGUGUGGAGGAUGUCGUCCAGCAUGAAGUCAUCAGACACAUGAACUACAAUGCUGAGACCGGAGACCGCCAGUACAAGUGCGACCAGUGUGGGCGCUCAUACAGACACGCUGGCUCGCUGCUCAAUCACAAGAAGUCUCAUAAAACUGGAAUAUACCGAUGCCUGGUCUGUCAGAAGCGGUUUUACAACCUGCUGGCCCUGAAGAACCACCAGAGGUCCCACUUCGAUGUGAAAAGGUACGCCUGCACUGAGUGUGGCAAAGCUUUCAAAAUUCAAAAGCAGCUUCUGAAUCACCAACGACGGCACAAGGAGAACCAAGCUAAAAUCCAAGAACUCAACAGCCACAUCCAAACAUUAAAGCAGAUGAAUCAAGGCAGUCCAGUGGGAGGAAUGUCCUCUGUCACUCAGCGCACCACUCAGACAGUUGCGACAAUGCAACGCUCUAUGCUGCAGGACAGCAAGGACAAAACCACAGUCAGAAUCAAAUCCGAGAAUGCAGAAGACCAGCGACCUUUUGCCUGCGACCAGUGUGGCCGGACGUACCGACAUGCCGGGAGUCUGGUCAACCACAAAAACUCCCAUAAAACUGGCGAAUAUUACUGCUCGAUUUGUAGCAACAGUUACUCCAACCAGUUAGCACUGAAGAACCACUUGCGCACGCAUCUUGCGUAUAAAAGACAUUCCUGCAUGAAAUGUGGCAAAUGUUUCAGGUUGAGGAAGCAGCUAGCGUCUCACGUCUGUAGAGACCCCAACACAGAUGGAGUCCCUCGUCGGAGCAGCCGAUCUCAAGGUCAUAGGUGCAAACGGUGCAAGCAGACAUUUGCUUCAGCAGAGCAGCUAUCUACUCACGUGUGCGACGACUCUAGUGCUAAUGCAAAUAAAGACGAGCGAAUCUUUACGUGCAACAUCUGCAACCGCAGCUACCGCCAUGCUGGCAGCCUCCUCAACCACAAGAACACCCACAAGACUGGACACUUUGGCUGCAGCUUCUGCGCCAAGAGUUUCACCAACCCCAUGGCCUUACGGAACCACAUCCGCACACACACGCAGAAGAAGAAGUAUGUGUGUCUUACCUGUGGAAAAGCCUUCCGCCUUGCCAGCAUCCUGCACAACCACCAGAAAAUCCAUGACCGCUCUGACGCCUACUUCAGCUGCUCCACAUGUGGGAAGAGCUUUCAGGGAAGGUCUGGUUUGAAGAGACAUAGGUGCCACAGAGGUCCAUUGGCCCUACACACAGAGAGUCCAAACAAGUGCUUCACGUGUGAUCUUUGUGGUCGCUCGUACCGCCACGCUGGCUCGCUCCUCAACCAUAAGAAGACGCACUCGGAGAACCUGCACCACUGCGCGCUGUGCCUGCAGACCUUUCCUGACGCCGUCACGCUUCAGAUCCACUCCCAGAUGCGCCGCCACUGCUGCCCAGAAUGUGGCAAAACCUUCUGCCUGCUGUCUCACAUGCAGAGCCACAUGGAGGGCCACUCCAAAGACCGCUCACUCGUCUGCAGCACCUGUGACCGAAGCUUUUCCAACGCCGGGAGCUACCAUCAGCACCUGGAGACGCACCAGCAUAACGCUGGCGACAAGGGCAUCUGGCCUUCAGGAGCGGCAGAUGAGGUUUCCAAGCAGGAGCCUCCGAUGUUGUCCCAUCUCAAUGGACAGCAGGACGGAGACGCCGCCGGCGCUGAGGAGAAGAGCCACGUCUGUGAGCACUGCGGCCGCACCUACCGACACGCCGGCUCCCUCCUCAACCAUAAGAACAGCCACAAGACCGGCUCCUUCUUCUGCUCCGUCUGCCAGAAGGAGUUCACCAACCUGAUGGCGCUGAAGAACCACCGCCGCAUUCACAUGGAGCCCAAGCGGUACCAGUGCUUGGACUGUGGAAAAGCUUUCCGCGUGUCCACACAGCUCAUUUGCCACAGGAGAAUCCACACAAAGGAGAAGCCCUUCGCCUGCCUGCUCUGUGACAAAAGCUUUUCCAGCAAGUCCAACCUGAGGCACCAUCAGAAGCUGCACCAGAACAGCCAGAACUACGACUCGUCCUUCAGCGUGGAUGCUAAUUCCUACAUGGACCUGGAUAUGGGGUCGUUCCUUUGAAGCCAACUUCAUCCCUGUAGGAGAUGUUUUUUCUCUCCAGCCAACAUACAGACACCUGGCCUUUAACAGUGAAGAGUGCAGUGGAGGCUCGACUCACAAGAGCACCGAGCAUCCGAGCACUGCUCUCAAAGCCGGGUCUGUGAAAGCUACCGUAAUUUUCGGACUACAAGUCGCUCCAGUCUAUACAUCGCACCAGUCAAAAAAAAGCGCAUCAUGAAGUUGAAAAACAUUUGUAUUAGUCACACUGGAAUAUAUAUAUUGGCAAAGGUGUCAGUUCAAAGGUCCCUCCACCCCACUUUUUUGUUUUGUCCCCACCACACAUAAAUCCCGUAAAGCCAUUGUAACCCCUGUUAAGUUCAGUAGUAUAAAAAAAUUCCAACAAUCCUGAACACAUCAUCCGCACUCAUCCAAAAUAUUAUUUAAGAACUUGUGAAAUGACUUCUCAUAGAUAUAAGUCGCACCUGAGUAUAAGUUGCAGGACCAAUGGAACUUUUUUUUUAAAAGAGUCUGACUUUAAGUCCGGAAAAUACGGUAAUGGUUUUGUAAAUCAGGACUUUGUUUGUACGUAUAUGUAUGUCCAGUGCCUCUGUAGGUUCUUAAGUCAACAGACUCUAUUCGCUGUAUUUAUCACUGAUCUGUCCGCUGCCACACACCUGUUAUUAGCAUCUUCAAAUACCUCUGGGCGAGUUCAAAGGUCAGCUUUAUCCCACUCCUACUGCGAAAACACACACUUAAGUAAAUGUUUAUAGUAUUCCAGAUAAUCUAUUUAAUUAUUUAUUGAUAUUUAAUGUGUAAAUGGAUGCAGACAUCACGCCGUUAAGUAUCUGCUUCAGUCACGACGGCAACACUCAGGGGGAGUCCUUCCGAAGGAGUAAACCUGAAACACUUUUCUUCUCACUUGUGCCAUGGUUGUUUGGUUAAUGUUCACUUGUCUACUCAACUAGCCAGUGCCUGAUCCAUCCUUGUAGCAGGAAGCCCAUCACGCUCGCUGCUGGAUUGUUUCUCUGUUGUUGGUGGGUAUGUAUUGGCUGACUGGCCAGUACUGACCCGUUCUGUCAAAGUUCAGUUCAAGCGUCAGAGCCAGUGUCCACUGUGUUCCUGCACAACAUGAGGCCUUGCUCGUGCUGUUGUGUUUUCAUUUUAUUACGGUGUGUAUGUCAUCACUCUGUUCGUAUCACAUAUGAUAGUACUAUUCUUUUAUUCACAACAGAAAGAGGCUGGCAGUUGGACACCAUCUCUGUGGUGGUGGUGCUGGACGGUGACCACCUUUUCAACCUCAUUGACUUCUGCAAACACUGUUACAGCAUCAGAUAGUCUCCAGCCUUUUCAAGCUGAACUUCACGUUUUAUGUCAAGUACGAGACAUUAGAUUAUUAUGCUCAGAGUAUAAACAUUUGCUCAGUAAUAACUACGCUGGUGAUGAGUUGUUAGAUGAUCACAAGGCUGAGUUGAGUGAGAAAGUAUCAAUUCGUGCUCAGAAGGGUUGUAACAGUGUUAACAUAUUUCUACAUCACAAUGCAACCUUUGCAAAAAGGUUGCAAAAACCUUUUUUAAGUAAACAGUCUAUUCUCACAGUCACCUGCAAAGCAAGUUGCAAGACAAGCACACAACAGUCAUGUUUGUACACACAGGACCAACACACAGCAAGCAAACAAGAACAACAAACACCCACCGCAUACACAAAAGAAGUUGUACGCAAGAUACAAACCUACAUUGAAAUGCACUUUCUAAUAUCAAAAAUAAGAAUUUAAAGCUGGAAAAAGUUUCUUAAUGAUUAAUAAAUGUUCCUUUUUGAACUGUUUUGAGUACGUGACAACAGUCAGUUCAUGACAGUGACUCGGCAUUAAAAACAAAUCUGUCAUUGUUAGCAGAAGCAUCACGGUGGAUGGCCAGUUCUCAGCCCCUCUGUAUACAGGAUUAGAGGCUCAUAUGCCUCUUUGAAAUACCUCAUGAGCACUCGAUGCUUCUCUUUGCCACAUGGAGCUCAGCUGUGUGCCGCCUGAAAACCGUGGGGCAUUAAGGCCGACAUCCAAAAGCUGCAGGUUUAAUUUGCACAUUAGUAGUUAAGACUCGUCCCACUGAGCUGAUCUCACUCUCAUAGUUUCUAAUUGUUAAAGCAAUAAGGUAAGGUGCACCUCGAGAGUGACUCAUGGUCGGCUGAGCAGCUUCACCACGCCGUCACGAAUAUUUCAGUCACCGAUCGAAGGGAUUUAUUGCAACAUGCUUGUCACAGUAGCACGCAGCUAAAACUGCUAAAUGAUAAUGUGUUUGAGUUCACAUUUCCUCUGGCACUUAAAACCGGUCUUGUACAGAUGCUGUACUUUGUGUAUAUUCAAGAUUUGCCCGCUAGCCUGUGUAUUUAAAAAAUAACACGCUGCAAAGUUAUUGCGUUUCCACAACUAUUUAACUCAAGAGUAUUUUGUCACUCUGGAGUAGGUUUCUAAUUCUUUGCUUUGUUUCGAGUGUCGGAAUGUUACUUAAAGGGAUUAAAAGGUUUGGAAACUUGAUCUGUGUCGGCUUGUUGUGUGAAGGAUCAGACAUGUGUCGUGGAGAAGGUCGUCCAUUUUAUUGUGAAAAUACAUUUUUCGGUACACAAAGGUGUUAACAAGGAAGUUAAAAGAAGCCAGUGCAUGAACAGUAUGUACAGUUAGAGGAGGAAGAAGAAGAAAGGAAAGAACAAAAGUAGUUAGUUAUUGCUCGGUAUCAUCAUCAUCAUCAUCAUCAUCAUUGCUGGCAGGAAGCUUCAACAGCUCUUCAAAGGAGUCCCUUUAGAAUGUGCUUGGGUCUUGCUGCUGG